Molecule: messenger RNA, 3383 nt
Organism: Vanessa atalanta (red admiral)
Lineage: Eukaryota; Metazoa; Arthropoda; Insecta; Lepidoptera; Nymphalidae
Gene: cutlet
Product: chromosome transmission fidelity protein 18 homolog
Exons: 16
Coding region: 246-2858 (870 amino acids)
Molecular function (GO): ATP hydrolysis activity; ATP binding
Source: RefSeq, a predicted model, not a curated record
CAGCUGCGAGCCGAGUUUUGGCGGUUAAAUAUUUUAUUUUAACUCUAAAAGAAAAAUUUAAAUUUAAUAUUUACUCUCGAACUACUUAGGUUGAUAAAACAACAUAUUAUUUCAUUUAUCAGGUUUGUUUUAUUUAAAUCUUCUGUGUUAUUGGGAUAAAUUUCACUAAGUUGUAUUAGGUGAAUCGUCAAGAUAAAAACCUUCGAAAAUAUAACGAGCUAGUUAAGUUAAAGUAAACAAGCACAAUGGGUGAUUAUCCGGAUCCUGAUGAAGAAUUUGAGCUGAUGUAUUCAGACGAGCUCGAUUUAAUACGUGACAUGGAUGAACAUUCAGAUUCGAAUCCGGUUCGAAAAAAAUUAUUGCCCGCAAAGAGAAGCUUAGAUUUUUCAAGUCCUAUUGCUAAUAAGAUUCCAGUUGUUAACGAAACAUGUAACACUAAUGCUCCCAGCAAUGAAAAUGUUUCAAUCAGCUUAACUCCAAGCUUAACAGCUUUAGAUGACGUCCUUUCUCCAAAUGUCUCCAACAAGAGAACAGUUGAGGAUUUAUUCGGUGAUAUUAAUGAUAUUGAUUUUGAUAAUAUACAAUUGCCGAGUAAAAGACAGAAAACCGAGGAAGAAAGUGACAUGGAGCUAAUUGAUAAAAUAAUUGAAAGUAGAAAACUGAGACAAAUACUUGCUGAGCCAACUUCUAGAGGUAUAGCUGAUAGUGGUCCAGAUUAUGAUAUAAAUGAAAAUCUGACUACCAAUGUUCCAACCUGGCCUUUUAUGUCCUUUACAACAUGGAAUGGUGAUCGUGUUUAUGUGAGAUUGGAGUGUGAAGAUUUAUGGGAAAAGUCUUUGGAUGCUGUAACCAACCAGCUAUCACUGAAAACAACAUAUGCAUCUGUAUGGGAAGAAGCUAGAAAAAUUCUAGAAACAAAGAAACAGCAGCAGGAAACACCUGACGUAUUUGAGGAAAUAAAUACGAAUGAAAAUGUAAAUGAAUUAUGGGUAGAGAAGUACAAGCCAAAAUCAUAUGUGGACUUGUUGUCUGAUGAACCAGUUAAUCGGACUGUUCUACAUUGGCUGCACUUGUGGGAUAAGGUGGUAUUCAAGAAGGAUGUGAAAACAAAAGAACCACAUCAACGUAAUGCAUUCAGCAAGCGUACAGGACAGUUUCAAUUAAGUAACAAAUGGAAGGGUAAAAAAGAAGAUGAACCAGAAUUAGAUGAUGAUGGUCGUCCACAUCACAAAGUGGUACUGUUGUGUGGACCUCCAGGUGUUGGGAAGACAACACUGGCACAUCUUCUGGCUAAAUUGGCAGGUUACAGACCAGUUGAAUUAAACGCAUCAGACGAGAGGAGUACAGAAGCCUUCCAGACAGCGUUACAGAGCGCCACACUCAUGCAGUCGGUCUUAGAUAGGGAGAGACGACCUAACUGCCUUGUGUUAGAUGAAAUCGACGGUGCUCCGAUACAAACCGUGGAGUUGUUAGUGAAGUGGUGUACCACUAGCGUAAAGAAGGAGGAAGGCAAGAAGAAAAACAAGACGCAGCCCCUAAAGCGACCCGUUAUUGCGAUUUGCAACGAUUUGUACGCUACCUCGUUAAGACCUCUGAGGGCGUGCGCGCUGGUGGUGGCGGUGCGCGGCGCGGGCGCGGCGCGCGUGUGCGCGCGGCUGCGGCGCGUGGCGCGCGCGGAGGGCGUGCGCGUGUCGGCGCGUGCGCUGGCGGCGCUGGGCGCGCGCGCCGGCGGGGACGUGCGCGCCGCGCUGCAGCUGCUCGCCUUCCUCAAGGGCCGCUUCGAUGGGACGAUAAAUAUAGAAGAUGUAGAGAACGCAGCGAUCGGUACCAGAGACAAUACUACGAGCAUGAUGCAAGCGCUGCAAGCUAUUUUUACCAUAAACGAUAACAACCCAAAUUCUAUUCUGAAAACUAUUCAAGCAGCGGGAGAAUAUGAUAGAAUAAUAGAAGGAAUAUUCGAGAACUAUCUCGCAGCGAGAGUGGACUCGAGAUUGCUCAUCGCUUGCGAGACGACAUCGUGGCUGCGACUGUACGACGCCAUCAACACCUGGAUCCAGCGAAACCAGAACUACUCGAUGUACUCCUUCCUACCGCUCUGCAUAGCGAGGUGUCACGGUUUGUUGGCUUCGAGGCAGACGACGAAAGUGAAGUUUCCCCUGCAGGCACAGGAGACGGCGCGGCGGCGCGCGGAGCUGGAGAGCGCAGUGUGCGGCGUGCGCGCGGCGCGGGCGGACGUGUCGCGCCUGGCGCUGCGCCUCGACCUGCUGCCGCUGCUGCCCUACGUGCUGUCCCCCGCGCUGCGCUCCGCCAACGUGCAGCUGUGCAGCGAGUCCGAGCGCAAGUCGCUGCGCACGUGUGCGGGCGCCAUGUGCGACUACGGCCUGCGCUACACGCAGCAGCGGACGCUCGAGGGCCUGUACGCCUUCGUGCUGGAGCCGGACAUAUAUAAAGUCGCUUUCUUUGGUACCGAAGAGAGGAUAAGACCGCCCCCCGCCAUCCGACAAGCGAUCGCGCGCGAACAACAACUUGAAGUUAUAAGGAGAAACGAAAAUAUGAUGAACCGGAUGGGCAAUAAAACUCAAAGUUCCGAAGUUAAACAGAAGACUGACAAACAGACGGUGAAUAGAGACGCUACCCAGCUACCGAAUCACCUGCAAAGGCUCCAGCCGAAAGUCAUCGAGAAGAAAACUACUACGCAAGUUCAUAAGGACUUCUUCGGGCGUAUUGUUCCUAUAUCUCAAGUACAUAAACAAGAUGCUGUAUCCGAUGUCAUAUCUUCGAGCGACGUGUUCUACCAGUAUAGAGAAGGAUUCAACAACGCGGUGCGUCGCAAUGUCCGUCUUCGUGACUUAUUAUAACAUAUUAUAUCUGUCAAAAAAUAUAUUUAGUAUAUUAUCAUCAUUAUCAGGCAAUCGUAAUCUGCUGUCACAGACCUCAUCCAAGGUGUGCCAAAGCUCCCGGUUCUCCGUUUGGUCCUACCAGCAUCAUAAUAAAGUAAAUUUAAUUUUACAAUUGAAAUACUUGGUCACCAAUCUGGGUUAACACCAACUCAUCAGUUAUUCCAAUCAAUAAUACUUCUUAUUACUGUGUUCCGACACAAAUGUAAGUGUCAGAGAGUCAGUUUAGUGGCCAAAGUUGGUGCUAUAUUGUUGAUGUAAAGAAUUGUUUAUCACUCUUGUAGUUCCUACAAUAAAAGUAAGUGGAAAUUUAAAAUUAACCUGUUUACUGUAGUGUAUUUCAUUGUGUGAGUAAGUAAGUAACAGGCUGUUAAUAUCCCACUGCUGGGCUAAGGCCUUUCCGAUUGAAGAGAAGGUUAUCCACCACGUUGUUCCAUUGCGGGAUAGUGGAUACACAUGUGGCAGAAUUUCGUAAAUAAAAUUGAG